Messenger RNA from Chelonia mydas (Green sea turtle), 2948 nucleotides. RefSeq names its product tubulin alpha-1B chain. The record is from RefSeq and is a predicted model, not a curated record. The coding region runs from base 155 to 1507 and encodes 450 amino acids. NCBI's taxonomy places the organism in Eukaryota, Metazoa, Chordata, Testudines, Cheloniidae. Gene Ontology annotation, molecular function: GTP binding; structural constituent of cytoskeleton. Gene Ontology annotation, cellular component: microtubule; cytoplasm. Gene Ontology annotation, biological process: mitotic cell cycle; microtubule cytoskeleton organization. The transcript has 4 exons.
CGCGGGCGGCCGGGCCCCGCCCCCCCGGGGACGGGGGUAGAAAAGCAGCCGCCGGCGCCCGCCCGCCUCACUCGGUUACUUCCAGCGACUCUUCGCUUGUCGGGAGAAGUAACGUCCCCACCCGCCCGCUGCCUGCGCCCGCCCGCCCCGCAGCAUGCGUGAGUGCAUCUCUAUCCACGUAGGCCAGGCUGGUGUCCAGAUCGGCAAUGCCUGCUGGGAGCUCUACUGCCUGGAACAUGGGAUCCAGCCUGACGGCCAGAUGCCCAGUGACAAGACCAUCGGGGGAGGAGACGACUCCUUCAAUACCUUCUUCAGUGAGACGGGCGCUGGCAAGCAUGUCCCCAGAGCCGUCUUUGUGGACUUGGAGCCAACAGUCAUAGAUGAAGUGCGCACUGGAACCUACCGCCAACUCUUCCACCCUGAGCAGCUCAUCACUGGCAAGGAAGAUGCUGCCAACAACUAUGCCCGUGGGCACUACACCAUUGGGAAAGAAAUCAUCGACCUGGUUCUCGACAGGAUCCGCAAGCUGGCCGACCAGUGCACAGGUCUCCAGGGCUUCCUGGUCUUCCACAGCUUUGGAGGUGGCACUGGUUCUGGGUUCACCUCCCUGCUGAUGGAGCGUCUGUCUGUGGACUAUGGCAAGAAGUCCAAGCUGGAGUUCUCCAUCUACCCCGCUCCUCAGGUCUCCACCGCAGUGGUGGAGCCCUACAACUCCAUCCUGACCACCCACACCACCCUGGAGCACUCUGACUGCGCCUUCAUGGUAGACAACGAGGCCAUCUAUGACAUCUGCCGCAGGAACCUGGACAUUGAGCGCCCCACCUACACCAACCUGAACCGUCUUAUUAGCCAGAUCGUGUCCUCCAUCACCGCCUCCCUCCGAUUUGAUGGUGCCCUGAAUGUAGAUCUGACAGAGUUCCAGACCAACUUGGUGCCCUACCCCCGUAUCCACUUCCCUCUGGCCACCUACGCCCCGGUCAUCUCUGCUGAGAAAGCUUACCAUGAGCAGCUUUCUGUAGCAGAGAUCACAAACGCUUGCUUUGAGCCAGCCAACCAGAUGGUGAAAUGUGACCCCCGCCACGGGAAAUACAUGGCCUGCUGCCUGUUGUACCGUGGGGACGUGGUGCCCAAAGAUGUCAAUGCUGCUAUUGCCACCAUCAAAACCAAGCGCAGCAUCCAGUUCGUGGACUGGUGCCCAACUGGCUUCAAGGUUGGUAUCAACUACCAGCCCCCCACUGUGGUUCCUGGCGGUGACCUGGCCAAGGUGCAGCGGGCCGUGUGCAUGCUCAGCAACACCACAGCCAUAGCUGAGGCCUGGGCUCGUCUGGACCACAAGUUUGACCUGAUGUACGCCAAGCGUGCCUUUGUUCACUGGUACGUAGGGGAGGGGAUGGAGGAAGGCGAAUUCUCGGAGGCUCGGGAGGACAUGGCUGCCCUAGAGAAGGAUUACGAAGAGGUUGGUGUGGAUUCUGUUGAAGGGGAGGGUGAAGAGGAAGGGGAGGAAUAGAUUAACGCUCUUAAAUCCCUGCAGCAUGUUCUGUGUCCACAAAACUUCAUCGUAAAACACUUAGCUUACUUGUUAACUAGGGAAGCAAUGGAUGGUACCACAAUGGUAUGAAGGAGCCUUUAAGGAGUACAGCAAUCUGACUAGUUCCCACUGUUUCAAAAUCUGAUCAUGUCAGUUUUUUCCAUUUGUCUUUGUAAACAUAUCAUGUUUGUGAAAUAAAGGCUUUAAAAAAAAGAAAAGAUUGCUCUGUGUGUCUAAUACAACUAGUGUAUGUCCCAGAGUGCAUGUGGAGUCCCAGCUGUAGGCCCACAGAGCAGCCGUUUCAAGCUGCAGAGAACAACUCUGGCCAGUUCCUUCCCUAAUGCCUCUGUCCUUAAAUGUUGGCUUCCAAUGAAGACCAAACACAAACCCUGGGGGCGGGCAUGUGCCUCCUGCCUCUCCUUCCACUGAGGGCCACCCUGUGAAUGAGAAUCUCUGCUCUCCCUUGCUUUAAGCUGACCUGCCAAGCUCUCCCUCGAGCCGCUUAAAACAAGCAUGGAUGGUAAAGCACUUGGCUGGCUGCUUUUCUGCUCUGCAGGUUCUGUGCCUGGCAAGCUAAAAACAUGAACUCAGGACCCCACAUUGUGAACAAGGGCCUUCACUUACUCAAUUGUGGCAUAAAAGGGACCAGCUGGAAUGUUCAUAAUUGAAAGCUAGGCUUUACUACAACCAUCCCACCUGCUGGAUCAUGGUGUAAGCAGAAGAGGUCCAGUCAGGGGCCUGAUGAAUGUGCUUCGGGCUGACCAGCCCUUCCGAGUGGCUCCGCUUGUUACAGGUUUCACAGAGCCGGGUAUUGAACACUAGGAUUUAAGAUGCUCUGAAGGCCGGCUCCGUGCAUUGGACACUUGCUAUAGUCCAGCAGAACCGAGCUCCAGCAGCACUUCGAAUAAAGCAGUUUGUGACAUGGCAGCCGGGCCUCUCACCAUAGUCCCAGGAGCCGAACAAUCAGGUAAAGACUCAAUGUCUACCUUGGGUGGGAGGUAGAUCGGCUUUCUUGGCACAAACUCCAAGCAUCCUUUGCUCCACAGCAUCUCCCAAGUGAGGCGUGGGAACUCCUGUCCUGCCAAGGGAUUAUGCAGCAGCUCUUUCUGCCAAGCUGGCGUGGGGAGCUGGAAUCGCUGUCUAAGUUGGUGCCUAUCAGAUACUCUGUUACGCAAUGGGGCUCUUUUAACAAGCGGUGUAUCACUUCUAUUCCUUGCUGCUGCUGCACCUCCUUCCCGCCCUGGUCAUCUGAAUCGCCUGCCUUCUGUGACUCCAACUCCCCCGCUUGCAGCUCCGCAUGCCCUCGGUUUAUGUAGACGCUAGUGAAAGUCCUAGGGCCUGUCUGCAUUAGGGGACCCUGCACCAACAUAGUUCUGUUACCGCAUCUAUGAGGGAAGUUUAUAUUGAACUGUGAUCUGCU